AUGAUUUACAAAAAGCAAGUGAACGACCCCGACAUGAAUGGCCGCUUUACGGCUUUACGAAAUGGCCACCACAUGAAUGGCCCCCACAUGAAUGGCCCCCACAUGAAUGGCCCCCACAUGAAUGGCCCCCACAACCACAUGAAUGACCACCACAUGAAUGGCCACCACAUGAAUGGCCCCCACAUGAAUGGCCCCCACAUGAAUGACCACCACAUGAAUGACCACCACAUGAAUGGCCCCCACAUGAAUGACCCCCACAUGAAUGGCCCCCACAUGAAUGACCACCACAUGAAUGACCACCACAUGAAUGACCACCACAUGAAUGACCACCACAUGAAUGGCCCCCACAUGAAUGGCCCCCACAUGAAUGACCACCACAUGAAUGGCCACUACAUGAAUGACCACCACAUGAAUGGCCCCCACAUGAAUGACCACCACAUGAAUGACCCCCACAUGAAUGGCCACUACAUGAAUGGCCCCCACAUGAAUGACCACCACAUGAAUGACCAGCACAUGAAUGACCUCCACGUUAAUGGCCGCCAUUCACCAGCUUUCCACGGAAUCUUUGGUCCUUCGCUCCAGUGUCGCAGAAGCGGAAACUGUCGUCACGGAAGACAGCGAUCGAGAUCCUGA
Molecule: messenger RNA, 633 nt
Organism: Hyalella azteca
Lineage: Eukaryota; Metazoa; Arthropoda; Malacostraca; Amphipoda; Hyalellidae
Product: histidine-rich glycoprotein-like
Exons: 1
Coding region: 1-633 (210 amino acids)
Source: RefSeq, a predicted model, not a curated record